AUGACUAGGAGGUCCAACAAGGACAACCUAGUUGAACAUCCAGAGAUAGACAAGCUUGAGAAGCAACUUAGGAAGCAAAAAGCCCAAGAGAUGGCCGACGAAGCAGCUCGCGCUCACGCCGCUGAAGUGGCGCGCGCUCAAGAAGAAGGACGAGAUCCACCUCCUCCUCCUCCUAAUCCACAAGACCCUGCUGGAGAUGUGAAUGCACAACCUCAAGCUGGAGCACCUACAAUCGGAGACUAUGACUCUGCCGAUGCUUUCUUCAUGGAUAGAAACCCUAUCCAUCCACCACUUCCUGCAAGGAAUGACUAUGAGAUCAAGCCUCAGAUCAUAGCAUUGGUUAGACAGAACCAAUUCAAUGGCCUUCCAGCUGAGCAUCCUCUUGAUCACAUAGAAAACUUUGAAGAAAUUUGCAGCACUACAAGAUCCAAUGGAGUCUCUGCUGACUACCUUAAGUGCAAGCUCUUUUCAUUCUCUCUUGGCGACAAAGCUUCAAGAUGGUUGAAGUCUCUGCCAGCUCACUCCAUUACCACUUGGGAUGAGUACAAGGCUGCUUUCAUCAACCACUUCUACACCAAGCAAAGAUCAAUUUCUGAGGAACAAGAUCUCCAACUUUCGCCAAGCCAACAAUGA
This is a messenger RNA of Microthlaspi erraticum, 633 nucleotides long. Lineage: Eukaryota; Viridiplantae; Streptophyta; Magnoliopsida; Brassicales; Brassicaceae. The record is from the annotation of a GenBank genome assembly.